UCCAAAGUAUGCGAGGCAUGCAGCUGCAGCAGCAAUACUGCCAUUUUACAGCUAGGGCAUCGGCCCGCCUGCCUCCUGCCUCCUGCCUCCUGCCUCCUGCCUCCGCCUCAUUUUUUAUCCGAAAGAGGGGGAAAAAAAAAGCAGCAGCAGAACCUGCACAAUGCCCGAACAAAGAGAACGUCUUUGCGAGUUCGAGCUCCAUGUCGCAGUAUAACUGAAACGGUCGGUUUGGUUAACAGCGCGCUCGUACAUGGCCUCGCUGCUGUCGCUCCGCCUCGUCGCCGUUGCGCUCCUCCUCUUCCUUCCGUCCGGGAGGCCUGAUCUGGCCUCCGACACUGCGGCGCUCGUCGCCCUGCGCGAUGCCGUCGGCCGGUCCGCGCUGCGCACCUGGAACUCCUCCGUCCCAGCUUGCAACUGGCCGGGUGUUUCCUGCGUGUCCGGGCGCGUCCGCGAGCUCCGCAUCCCCGGCGCUGGUCUCAUUGGCCAGAUCCCCUCUGCCGUCGGUAGCCUCACCGCCCUCCGUACGCUCAGCCUCCGUUUCAAUGCCCUCGCUGGCCCUCUCCCUCCCGAGCUCGCGGGCCUCACCGAGCUCCGUAACCUCUACCUCCAGGAUAACCGCCUCACUGGCGAGAUCCCCGCCUUCUUUGCCUCCCUGAAGAACCUCGUCCGCCUCGACCUCGCCGACAACCGAUUCACCGGCGGGAUCCCGCCCGAGCUCAACAACCUCACUCGCCUUAGCACGCUCUACCUGCAAGUCAACCAGCUCCGUGGCGAGAUCCCUGCCCUCCCCAACCUUGCACAGUUCAACGUGUCGUACAACGAGCUCAACGGAUCCAUCCCGGCCAGCCUCCGCUUAUUUCCCAGGAGCGCGUUCCUGAACACAAGUCUCUGCGGUGCCCCCCUUGGACCCUGUCCUAGCGAGAUCGUGCCUGCUCCGCCAACAGAAGGAGCGUUUGCGGUCAAUGCCAGCGGCGGCGUGGUAGACAGCGGCAAGAAGAAGAAGCUCUCGGGAGGGGCAAUUGCCGGGAUCGCGAUCGGUGGCGCCUCCCUUGUGUUUGUCCUGGUCGUCGUGCUUCUCCUUCUCUGCAGUGAAAGAAGGUCGCAGUCAUCGGGAGCAGCAUCUGCUAACGAGAAGCCGAAGGAGAUGAGAGCGAUUACAGAGCAAAGGGAUAAUGAGGGUUUGACCGGCGGAGGGAACGGGAACGGGAACGGCCCGGCGGUGAUUUCGGCUACUGCGGCCUCCGCAAAAGCUUCCUCCAACACCAACAACCUGGUGUUCUUCGGCAGCGCACGAACGACGACGAGGCCGUUCGAUCUGGAGGAUCUGCUGCGGGCGUCGGCAGAGGUGCUGGGGAAGGGCACUUUUGGAACGACGUACAAGGCGGUGCUUGAAUCAGGGAUGACGUUCAGCGUGAAGCGUCUGAAAGAGGUGAACUUGCAGGAGAUGGAGUUGAAGGAGAAAAUCGAAGAUAUCGGCGUCAUGGACCACGCCAACCUGGUGCCCCUCAUGGCCUACUACUUCAGCAAGGAUGAGAAGCUUCUGGUCUACGAGUACGUGCCCAUGGGAAGCCUCUCUGCCCUUCUACAUGGCAACAGAGGAUCUGGUCAAACUCUCCUCAACUGGGAAACAAGAACUGGGAUUAUACUCGCAGCUGCACGAGGCCUAGAAUACAUUCACUCCACAAGCCCUUCAGCCUCUCAUGGCAAUAUAAAGUCUUCCAACAUCCUCCUCACCAAGUCGUAUGAAGCCCGAGUUUCUGAUCAUUGCCUGGCUCUUCUUGUGGGGUCAACAUCAUCGACAUCUGGUCGCGUUGCAGGCUACCGAGCUCCAGAGGUCACCGAUACCCAAAAGGUUUCGCAGAAGGCUGAUGUGUACAGCUUCGGGGUCCUGCUUCUUGAGCUACUUACUGGCAAAGCCCCAGCACAGGUCCUCAUGAACGAGGAAGGAGUUGACCUCCCGAGAUGGGUGCAAUCGGUCAUCAAAGAGGAGUGGACGUCCAAGGUGUUCGAUGAGGAGCUACUGAGGUACCAGAAUGUGGAGGAGAACAUGGUGCAGCUCCUGCAACUUGCUAUAGAUUGUGUGGCACAGUACCCAGACAAGCGGCCAUCCAUGUCUGAUGUGGUGCUCCGUAUCGAUGAGAUUCGGAAAUCAAGCCUCGCAUCCUCCUACCAAGAUCACCAGAGUGCUCCACAAAGCAUCGAAGGUGGCAAUUAACAGUAGCUCACAGGAGCUAGGCCUGCUUUACCUUGAGUUACUCAACAAUGUAUUGGUCCACGUCCUAGUUAGUUUCUUCAUUCCUUGUGAUUAAGUAGUUUGCUAUAUGAUCUUUUAUUUCUAAAAGCACACGCUGUUGUUCCUCUUCUAAUCAGGUGGAAUCGGUUUUUAGGAUAGACAAGUUGUGUCUUAUGCAGGUAGUACGUUCAUGGAUGAAAGUAGGCUCCUUGUGAUUAACUAAUUGUUGAGUUUGUUGGGAAUUAGUUGACAAUGACAGAAUCUUGUGUUAGAUUUCAAUUUC
Zingiber officinale is the source of this 2516-nucleotide messenger RNA. Its product is annotated as probable inactive receptor kinase At1g48480. Gene Ontology annotation, biological process: protein phosphorylation. The transcript is spliced from 2 exons. Gene Ontology annotation, molecular function: protein kinase activity; ATP binding; protein binding. NCBI's taxonomy places the organism in Eukaryota, Viridiplantae, Streptophyta, Magnoliopsida, Zingiberales, Zingiberaceae. The record is from RefSeq and is a predicted model, not a curated record. The coding region runs from base 251 to 2215 and encodes 654 amino acids.